AUGGAGAACAAUAAAUCAGUUUUGAGGAGAACUACAGUCAAAAAACUGAUUCAUUCUGCAACUCAUGAUGAACUCCCCGAACCAAUUUCUCGAUUUUUUCAGUCGUUAUUAGCUUAUCCGGACGCUAUCGAACAGACUUUUGAAGAAAUCAAGUCGAUUACAUCAACUAAAUUUAUAACAUGCAUAUUAGAAAUAGUUUAUUUAAGUUUAAACGAUCCAAAUAAUACGUUUUCAGAAGAAUUUAAGGUAAAUAUUGUCAAAUCCUUAUUGCAAUGCGUUGAAACACACUUCCCAUCCUCAUACACAAAGUCAGAAACAUCAACUUUCUUAUUUUUACUCACAGUUUCGAAAAUUUUAUGCAUUUAUCCGAAAAUUACUAUGACAAAUCUACCAGAAACACAAUCAAAUCCAAAUGUUACUGCUUUGAUUCUUAUUUUUAUAUCGCAUUCGAAAGAUAUCGAUCCUUCUCCUUAUAUGUCGUUGAUUUCAAAUAAACUUGGCAACAACCUUGUUUCUUAUGCAUCGUAUUAUGUUAUUGAAUACUUUUCAUCGAUGACAGAAGGCCCUAGCAUCAAAAAUAUUAUUUCAUCGUUUAAAUCUAUAUCUGACGAUGCUAUAAUUCCACACCUUUCAUCACCAAUGAUAGAAGCUCUCAUUAGAAGACUAGAUGCUACAAAUGUCAAAGAAAUUACAACUUUAUUAAGCUAUUUACCGAAAAAACUACGAAAAGAUCCAUCAGGAACGAUAAAAUUAUCAAAAUUAAUAGAACAAGCCUACGAAUUUCCAGAUGCUCCUACAAUUUUCAAACCUUAUUUCGAAGAAAUUUUAAAUCUUUGUCUCAUCACAGUAAAAAGCACAGAUAUCAAGCCAGAAGAAGAGAUCAAAGACAUAAUGACUGUUAUCCGCAAAGAAAUUGCUGAUUCUUUCAUGCUUCUCAUACAAAAAUUCAAUUUUAAUCCAUUUGAGUCAUUUUUCGCCUCCAAAGCGGUAAACCAUCAACUCAAUGUUCUUCUUAUGAUGGCUUACAUAGUCAAAUUCGCUCCAGAAGGCUUUGUUCAAGAAAAUUAUUUGGAUAUCUUUACAGGAAUCGUUUCAACUAACAAGAAAUCAGAUGUAUUGAGUCUAUUAGUCCAUAUCUGUUACUAUUUUGUCCAGAAAUUCCAAUCAAAAAAGGCAUUAAAAACAAUAAUUUUAGCUUUGGACCAUGAUUCUGAAGUUGCAUCACAAUACUUAGUAUCUAAAGAUUUGUCAUUUGAUUUCCUAUUCGAUGACUUGGCUUCAAUGUUUAAACCAGAUUCUUCUCCUCAAAUUUACUUGAAAACAAUUACACUUGUCCUAAAGGCACAUUUGCCAGAGUCACCGCAACUUUACGUGUCAGAAAGAUGCGAUAUUCCAGAAAGUGACUCAAAUUUCGACUUAAUUCCAAGAGCGGACACAGCAUACGGUUCAGAACAAGAGCAGGCACCUGAGGCAACACCUACAAGUAACACGAUCUUGUUCUGUUCCGUUUUGACCGCUUUGGAAAAGAAUGUAGCUUUAUUUGACUUAUUACCACUCACGGCGAGCGCCAUUUCGCCUUCAUUCUCACAGGCGCUUGUAGCUAAGUUCCCCUCUCCCAAAAAUACUCAGAAUUUCGCAGCAGUUAUGAAUAAAAGAAGAUUUCAAUUAGAUUCUCUUGCUGCUUACGGUACUGCGUUACAAUCACUCGAUAAAACGACCAUUAAUGCACUUGCACAGACGUUCCUUAUGCUCAGACCUGACGAAUCUAUGUUAUAUCUCGCAAUUACGUUACAAAUGGUUCCGAAAGUAGUUGCAGAGAGCUGUCUUAAGAAGACAUUGCAUUUUGCACCAGACUAUCCUGAAAUCUGUGGCAAAAUGAUAGCUCUUGUGUCGUAUGCGCAUCCAUCUGUUGCAAUGAACUUCAUUAACACGAUGAUUAACGAUGCUUAUAGUAAAAGAAGGUUUGCUUUCUUUAGAUCAUCAGUUCUUGACGAUAAAAUGGUGAUUGUUGUUUUGAAAACUCUUGGAUCUUGUUCAACUUUCAUAGAAAGCGAAUCUUUUAACAACGAUUUCCUCAGUUUCACCACAAACUUCCUAAAUAAGUACUUGAGUGUCCCGCAACCCUCUCAGGCCGUAAAUUCCGCAGCUUUGUUCGCCAUCAGAAAAUUGGGACAACGAUUAUUUUUGUAUCAACAGGAAAAUACAGAAAACUUAUUUGCUUUCAAAGAUUUCUUAGUGCAGUAUGUUUGUACAUACUACCUGGAUGUAGGAGACUCGAUGCUGUCCAAUAAUACUGUCAACAACGAGGUAGAAAUCAUUAUUAAUAUUCUCAGCGCAUUGGCAGCCAUGAUGCCCAUCAGGCCUAUCAGAAUAUCAGACAAACACCUCAAAGUAAUCGAACUUACAGCUGUUUUGCUUCAAGUUAUCGAUGUAGAUAAAUUUAAUCCGAUUUUAAAGGCCACAAACUCAUUUUUAUGCACAUGCGUUGAUUGCCAACCAACACUAUCUCUAUUUACUAUCGCUAUUAAGCCUUUAUUCCCUGCAUUACUGAUGCAUUCAGAAUGGAAACAAAUUUCGAUGCUUUUAUCAUCAGUAUGUUCGAAGUGGGAGAAGGUAUCACUCGCAGAAUCAUCAGAAACACUUAAUACAGCGAUUACGACCAUAUGUACCUUAAUAUCUUACACAUUACCUUUAGUUUUAUCAGAAGAAGCUGGAAAAAGUGCUUCAGAAGUUGUUUCCAGCCUCAUUUCUCUUUCCAGCGCCGCCAGAAACCAAAUUCUCGGUCUUCCUAAGUCAAUUCGACCGGCAUGUGGGGAUACGACUGGUUUAGAAGGCGAUGAGUUGAUGAUUGCUGUUUGUUCUUUGGUUUCCAAGUCAUUUUUGACAGCGCAAGUCUUUGAUAUCGUUAAUUCUCUAAUAGAUCUGUUAGGAAACACUAAAGUAUUAACGUGCCAUUACUUAGGACUUGCUGUAUCAGUAGAACAACUGCUUAAACUUCGAGGACGUGAAGAAUUUCGGUUUGAUAAUCAAAUUGUUGGUGGAUUAUGCAAAGCAGCAGCCGGAAAAGACGAAAAGAUCACUGAAGUGUUUAUGCGGAUACUUAGUAUGUUGUUCAAAUCCCGAUUAGUGUCUGUUCUCACUUCAUUCAUGGAAAAUUCAUCAUCUUUGUCAGACCAAUUUAUUGAAAAUAUUUUCAAAGAAAUCUCCGAAAUUGACGAUGGAAUUACUAAGUUAACUGAAGAGAUUUCUCGGACAUUGAGUUGCGAAUCACCAUCAACAGAGACAUUGAGUUUCUGUAACAGGUCAUUAGGAAUAUUGAAUUCUUCAAAACAUGAUAUUCCUGAUGAUGUUUUCUCGAGAUUGGUCAUUUCAUGUUUGAAACGUCCGAAAUCUUUUCAAAUUUUGAGUGGAGAAGAUUAUGAAAAAUUUGUUUUGCAAAUUCCUAAGGAUCAUCCUUCUUCUCUCCAAACAAUAGCUAAUGAAAAGAUAUCUAUGGAUGCCGCUCUUUGUCUAACUUUCGCAAAUUCUGAUGAUAAAACUUGUUCUGAAUUUUUGAAACAAAGUUUGGAAAUUUUGACAAAAAGUGCCAAUAAAAUUACCAAACAACAUUUCACUUUGUUGCAAAAUAUAUUCAAGAAUAGGUCUCCUAAUGCAUAUGAAUCGAUUUCACAGUCGAUUUCGGAUUUUUUGGUAAAUUAUUUAUCAGAUGAAUCGGCAUUUGACGUCAUCAUGUCGUAUCUAGAGAAUACAACGAAGAAAGAUGAUUUCUGGGUCUCAUUGGCUAAGAAAGAAAGAGAAAGUAUCACUCACACAAUGCCAAUAAGUAUCAAGAUUUUCAAAAUUUCUUCUCCGAACGCAGAAGCAAUUGCACCUUUAUUGGCAAGGUCCGCAGUACUUAAAUCCCCUGAAUCCGAUGACUUUAUCAAAAUAGCGGCAAAUUCAUUGAAAGUCAAAGAAGGAAAGACUUCAUUUGAAACAGCCGUGAACAUUAUGAAGUGUGAGGAAAUGUCUUCGUAUAGAAAAGAAGUCCUUGAAGGUCUCACGAGGUUCAUAAGAGCGAAUGACCAUGCAGACAUCGCUUCUUCAGCUGUUACUUCACUUUGUCAGUCAAUUACUGAUGAAAACGCUUUUGCAAUAGAAGCUGUAAUAGAAACACUGCCAAGCGCUUUAGCUGGCGAUAAUGAUUCUGAAGUUAAUGCUAUUAUUAGAUUGUUAUCUAACUAA
This is a messenger RNA of Trichomonas vaginalis G3, 4224 nucleotides long. Its product is annotated as armadillo (ARM) repeat-containing protein family. The transcript has a single exon. Lineage: Eukaryota; Parabasalia; Trichomonadida; Trichomonadidae. Bases 1 to 4224 code for a protein of 1407 amino acids. The record is from RefSeq and is a predicted model, not a curated record.